Fulvia fulva is the source of this 309-nucleotide messenger RNA. RefSeq names its product NADH-ubiquinone oxidoreductase. Lineage: Eukaryota; Fungi; Ascomycota; Dothideomycetes; Mycosphaerellales; Mycosphaerellaceae. The transcript has 2 exons. The record is from RefSeq and is a predicted model, not a curated record. Bases 1 to 309 code for a protein of 102 amino acids.
AUGCCGACCCCAGAAUCAGAGUCGUUCAAAGCCGCCAAACCCACUGUACCGCCGACCUUCGAUGGAGUAGACUACGAUGACAACAAAGCACUCAAGGCCGCGCAGGAUGCGAUCAUCAGAGAGCAGUGGGUACAGAGCAUGAUGGCGCGGUUGAUAAGAGAGGAGAUGGGCAAGUGCUACUACAAAGAGGGCGUGAACCACCUCGAGAAGUGCGGGCACCUUCGAGAGCGGUAUUUGAAGCAGCUGAAGCACUCAAAGGUCAAGGGCUACCUCUUCGAGCAACAAAAUUACGUCCCCAAGGACUCAUAG